Molecule: messenger RNA, 723 nt
Organism: Drosophila elegans
Lineage: Eukaryota; Metazoa; Arthropoda; Insecta; Diptera; Drosophilidae
Product: UPF0488 protein CG14286
Exons: 1
Coding region: 36-629 (197 amino acids)
Source: RefSeq, a predicted model, not a curated record
GCGAGCACAUUUUGUAAACAUUAAAAUCCACAGAUAUGCACAAACGACGAACUCCCAAGUCCAUAAAUAAGCCACCACCAAUUCAGGGACCAGCUAAGAAGCCCACACCGGUGGCGGAACCAUCAGUCGAGGAGGACGUGGUGACCCAACUGGAGGUGGAGCUCUGCUGGUGCGUGGAGCAGUUGCAGAAUGCCCUCGACAGUGGAAAACUAAGCCAGAAGGCGGCCGAGGAUACCGCCAAAAACCUGAAGAUCCUAAAAAGCCCAAAAGCCCCAUUGAUAAGGAAGCGCCAGGUGAUGAAGCUCUCCAUGGGCGACUACCGGUCGAAGAUGCAACAGGAGGAGCAAAAAAUGGCUCUGGCCGCCAAGCAAAUCAAAUUUACUCCCACGGAUGAGACAACCAAAAAGUCGAGCUUUGUGAAAAAAUCUGCACUUCUAACAUCUGGAAAGGACUUCCGCUUCGACUUUUCCUUGCCCGCCGAAGAAUCGAGUACAAAGGAGUCCCAGCCAGCUCCCAAAUUGCAGCCCACUUUCCAGGAGAGUUCCGGAAGCCCGUUCAAGUUCAACUUUUCCAUCGAAGAGGAUUCCGCCAACGAUAUUAACUUCAAUGGUCUAACGUUAAAUAAUUAGCUACAACUUAAGGGCAUAAUUGAUGACUGCUGUUACUAGUGCCGAUGUGCCACUUUCUACUUCAUAUUUAAAUAAAAGGUUUAUUAUAAAACAA